UGGUCUAUACUGUAUGAGCGUGUUAUGUAAAUGUGUCACCUCUGUGACGAUUCGUCAUCUGUGAACUUUUCUGACCUAACGUGAAUUUCAGGAGUAUUAAAACGCGCAUUAUACUCCUCCCACAGCAAUGAUGUAGUACGACUCAAACCGGCAAGAAGCUACGAAGCCAGAACAGGUUUUUCUCCAUGUCCUACUUAGCGAGGCGGUGUUCCUGAUAACCCACCAGAAGAUAAACCUCACAGCCACACUGGAUUGUCAAACGACGGACACUUGAAGCGUAACUAUUUGUUAACCAUAAAAACCGAGAUCUUAUAAAGGAUGAAUUCAAUAAGACAUGUGCCUUCGCGGGUUAAAAGCAAAAGGACGGAAACGAUUUUAGGAGCCGAGAGGGAGCAUUUCGAAAAACAGCAGCUAAGCAGUAUCAGUAAGGCCAUCAAUUCCACAGAGACGCCGCUGAAGGAGAAACAUGCACGCAGAAUUAUUUUGGGAACCCACAGAGAGAAGGGGGCCUAUACCUUCUGGUCAUAUGCCGUUGGUCUGCCCUUGCCAAGCAGCGCCAUCAUUAGCUGGAAGUUCUGCCAUGUAUUACACAAAAUCAUGCGUGAUGGUCACCGAAAUACUUUACAAGACUGCAUGAGACACUACAGCAGCAUUGCUGAGACAGGGUUAUUAUGGACUAAUACACGGGACAGACAUGGAUAUGGACAGCUGGUUUCUCUAUAUUCCAAACUCCUCUGCACCAAGAUGGAGUUUCACACUAAGCAUUCUGAAAUCCCAGCCAGUCUAGAAGUCACAGAUGAAGUCCUAGAGCGAACAGCGGGAACAGACAUCAAUAAUGUGUUCCAGCUCACAGUAGAAGUGUUUGAUUACAUGGAUGCAGAGCUUCGAUUAGCAGAAGCUGUGCUCCGCCAGCUCAAUAUGUCUAUUGCUAUCUCCACACUGACGUCAGGCCAGUGUAAACUAGCUCCACUCAUCCAGGUCAUCCAGGACAGCAGUCAGCUCUACCACUACACCGUCAAACUGCUCUUCAAACUGCACGCCUGUUUACCUGCAGACACACUUCAGGGACACCGUGAACGCUUUCAUGAGCAGUUUCAAAGCCUCAAAACAUUCCUCAAUAAAGCUCGAGACAUGCUAUACUUCAAGAGGCUGAUCCAGAUACCUAGACUACCUGACUCUCCACCCAACUUCCUUCGGGCCUCUGCACUAGCAGAGCAUGUUAAACCCAUGGUUGUCAUCCCAGAUGAAGAAGAGCUUGAGGAGCAGGAAGAGGAUGAACCUGAGUCUCUGAUAGAUGUUAGUGAGGUGCAGCCUAUCAUGGCCUCUCAGCCACAGAGUGACAUAUUUGAUCAAGCAUUUGGACCACCCAGUGAUGGAUUUGAUGAUAGAGACCUUCAAAUCGAACAUCUGAAACGAGAAAUUGAACUUCUGAAAGCUGAGCUUGAAAAGAUAAAAGGAGAGGCUCAACGCUAUAUCACACAGCUCAGGUCUCAGAUCAACAGUCUUGAGACAGAACUGGAGGAGCAGCGUGCGCAGAAGCAGCGCACCCUGGUGGAGAAUGAGCAACUUCACAUGGAGUUAGAGGCCCUCCGUCGCCGCAACACUGAACAUGAGAGCAUCCAGACCAACUUUGUUGAGGCAGAAAAAAGAUCCCAAGCAACAGAGUUGCGUUAUAAUAAACUGAAGGAAAAGCAUGCUGAACUAGUUGCCAACCAUGCUGAACUCCUCCGAAAGAGUGCAGACACAGUAAAGAUGCUAUCAGUCACACAACAGACUCAAGAGGAAAUUGAACGAACUAAGCAACAGUUAGCCUUUGAGGUAGAAAGAGUCAGACAAGAGUCAGACAUGAAGUUUGAAGAGCAGAGGUUUGAUAUGGAUAAACUGAGGAGGGAGCUUGAAGAGAAAAAUGCAGAAAUCCAGAAAGUCAAGAGUUUAUUACAGACCUCUGAGAAGGCAGGAGAGCAGCUGAACAGCUCUGUGGCUGCACUUAAGGCAGAAAAGGAUAAGCUAACACAGUUUAUAAGUAAGAAAGAUGUCGAUCUCUCCUCCCUGAUGAAGGAAGCUCAGCUGAAAGAGUAUUCUUUACAGCAGGAACGUGACCGAACCAUCAAGGAGCUGGGAGAAUUACAAGGCAAACUCAGAGAGAAGUUAACUCACGAAGAGCAGCUGCAGCAGAAGUUGCUGGAUGAGCAGUUUGCACUGCUGCAGGCAACAGUCACUGAGGCUGAGAACAUCAUUCAGGAUGCUGUUGCUACACUAGAUGACCCCCUGCACAUCAGCUCCUCCAGCUCCCCAGAUUACCUUAUUAGCCGAGCAGAGGCUACGCUCAACUCCAUUGAUAAGCUGCAAGUGGGCCACUCUGAGUAUGUGAAGAAAAUGAGGGAUGCUGGGAGUCUCGUUAGGGCUCUUACUAAGUUUUCACAUCUUACUGCUGACACAAUAAUCAGUGGAAGUGCGACGGCACACAUGGCUCAUACUGACGACGCUGACCGUUUGACGGAGCACUGUAAAACUUGUGCCACCCAGAGCCUGCAGUAUCUUAGGAAUCUUAAAUCAAAAGCAUCUCUAAAGGGGGCUGAUCCUACCUCGAUUCAAGCAGCAGUGCAGAAGAUUCUUAGAAUAGGACAGGAUCUGAGGCCAAAAGGGUUAGAUGUUGGUAAGGACGAGCUGGGUGACGUGGUGGAUAAAGAAAUGGCUGCUACCUCUGCUGCUAUUGAGGAGGCUGUCAGGAGAAUUGAUGAAAUGAUGAAUCAGACCAGGAAGGACACAACAGGAGUGAAACUGGAGGUCAAUGAGAGAAUCCUAAAUAGCUGCACUGACCUUAUGAAGGCCAUUCGUCUUUUGGUGUUGGCAUCCACAGACCUGCAGAAGGAGAUUGUGGAGAGUGGAAGGGGAGCAGCUUCAGUGAGAGAGUUUUAUGCUCGUAACUCUCGCUGGACAGAGGGUCUUAUUUCUGCAUCCAAAGCUGUAGGAUGGGGUGCGACACAGAUGGUUGAUUCUGCUGAUAAAGUGGUGUUGCACACUGGGAAGUAUGAGGAGUUGAUCGUCUGCUCUCACGAGAUUGCUGCUAGCACUGCACAGCUUGUUGCAGCCUCUAAGGUGAAAGCUGACCGUGGCAGUAAGAAGCUUGGCGUUCUUCAGCAUGCCUCGCGCCAUGUUAAUGAGAUGGCUGCUAACGUGGUGGCUUCCACCAAGACCGGGCAGGGCCAGAUCGAGGAUAAGGGCACCAUGGACUUCUCUGGCAUGUCUCUAAUUAAACUCAGAAGAGAAGAAAUGGAGUCACAGGUGAAGGUUCUAGAGCUUGAAUCCAUGUUGGAAAAUGAACGUUUGCAUUUGGGUGAACUCCGGAAGAAACACUAUGAGAUAGCAGGUGUCCCUCUAGAGGAGAUGGACAAUGGCAUGGGAGCCUCUUCACUUGUGACUGCUGCGCCGCCCUCUCCUAAACCCUCUAAGCCCACUCUAAUGAAGAAACCAGCUCUUGCACAAAAACCCAACAUCCCACCCAAAAGCACGUUGAGGUGAGCCCAUCUGGAUGAAGAUUUAUGAAGACUUGUUGAAUCUCAAAACAUCAUUAACCCUUGUUAAUAUUUUUUUUUUUUGUUAUCUUUUUUUUUUUCCACUUUCUGUGUCUGGUCACUCAAAUGUUUUUCCUUAUCUUCUAUGUAAGACCUUUGCCUUUUUUCUAUUUGAGAGUGCCUUAGAGGCUACAAAAUUUUAAAAUUGUAUCUUAGAUGUAGAGCUAUAGUACUGGGUGUCCAUAAUUUAAGUACAAUUUCAAAUAAUUUCAUUUUUAAAUUACAGAUAUUUUGCUUUAAUUACAUUACACAUAGUACGUUAUACGGCAUAAAAUAAAUAACAUUAGGCUUAAGGAACACCUACAUUUUUGCAAAACUCCAAAAACGUACUGUAUCUACAGAAAAGUAAAACCAGUUUUAUUUAUUUUUACACAAAUUAUGAUUACGGGGCAGAUCAUUGAUCAGUAAAAUCUCAUUUGUGCGGUUCCUUGCACAAUACUGUUAUUACCUAAAAAUAAAAAUAAAAUAAAAUUAAUUAAAAUAGUACCAUAGUUAAUAAUUAGGUGACCUUGGUGAACAUUAUUGUAAUGGAUUUUUCCUGUUCAUUCACAAACAUUAUUUUGUGUGUGAUUCUUAGAAAAUGUAAUUCAAAUAUAUUAAAAAGGUACUCCGUUUUAUGAUAAACAAAAGGGUAUUACCAUGGUGGAAAAUAUUUGCAAUGUUGUGCAUAUCUAUCAAGUACUGUAUAAGCAGAAUCUGUUUAAUUGGGAUUUUUUUUUCUUCUUUAAAUUAGGAUCUUACAAAAAUGUAUUUUGCUUUUUUAGUCUCUCUGUCUUAAAACGUGUCAGUGUCUUUAUGCAACAACUAUAUAUUAAUAAUAACAUAUUUUAGUCAUGUUUGACUCUCCCUUGUGAUCAAUAUUAAAACAAUCAAUAAAUAUUUGAAAAUAAUUUUUUUUGAAAUGGAUGUAGUUAAAUUAAAAAAUGUUUUAU
This is a messenger RNA of Carassius auratus (goldfish), 4507 nucleotides long. RefSeq names its product huntingtin interacting protein 1 related b (gene hip1rb). Gene Ontology annotation, biological process: clathrin coat assembly; endocytosis; actin filament organization. The coding region runs from base 319 to 3522 and encodes 1067 amino acids. The transcript is spliced from 32 exons. Gene Ontology annotation, molecular function: clathrin light chain binding; phosphatidylinositol-3,5-bisphosphate binding; actin filament binding. Gene Ontology annotation, cellular component: clathrin-coated vesicle; cortical actin cytoskeleton. Lineage: Eukaryota; Metazoa; Chordata; Actinopteri; Cypriniformes; Cyprinidae. The record is from RefSeq and is a predicted model, not a curated record.